Messenger RNA from Trichophyton verrucosum HKI 0517, 483 nucleotides. RefSeq lists its product as uncharacterized. The record is from RefSeq and is a predicted model, not a curated record. NCBI's taxonomy places the organism in Eukaryota, Fungi, Ascomycota, Eurotiomycetes, Onygenales, Arthrodermataceae. The transcript is spliced from 2 exons. The annotation marks the transcript as partial.
CAGCAGCUGGAGAAGAGCUGGCUCGUUAGUUGCCGCCAGCGGGAUUACUCCAUGCUUGUGGCUGAAGAAGACGAUCGCACUCGCCCUGACGUAACUCAGCAGCCAGAUCCACGUUUCCCGUUCCCUGUUCGCCUCAGGGAAUGGAACGGGCCUCGUCCUGUUCUCCUCUUUUUCUUUUGUCCCUUGGUCUUCCGCAAGAUCACGAUCACAGUCCUCAUGCCGCUGCUCAAGUGCUCACCUAAGCACCUGCUCUUGACUGCUUUGACCCGUCCGGCAGCCAGCAGCCAGGACAGCAGCAAGUUAAACGAGCAGGGGGUUGCGGCCAAAGGAAAGUUAUAUGCAAAGCAUGAAGAACGCAAAGAACAAACCUUCUUCUGCUUCUGUUUCUUCUUCUUCUUCUUUGCUCGCCUCUUGCCUUCCUUUGCUUCCACGGUGUUCCCGGACGACCCGUUCCCUCCUCGCCGUAGGGGGGGCGGCGUGUAA